Messenger RNA from Fragaria vesca subsp. vesca, 1795 nucleotides. RefSeq lists its product as uncharacterized. NCBI's taxonomy places the organism in Eukaryota, Viridiplantae, Streptophyta, Magnoliopsida, Rosales, Rosaceae. The coding region runs from base 132 to 1694 and encodes 520 amino acids. The record is from RefSeq and is a predicted model, not a curated record. The transcript has 5 exons.
CUCUUCUAUAACCCACAACGUCUCUCUCUCUAGCCAUCUAGUUCUACCUGCUACAUCCAAAACUUUCAUUUUCAAACCCAAAAAGAAACCACUUUGUAGUUAGUUUUUAGAUUCAGUUUCUCAGUUGGUCAAUGUCUUUCACAACGACAGUAACAGCAACAAGGAGGCCGAAACGGCUUUACCCACCAGCCCCACCGACCCCAAAGAUCCUCCAUUUGCCACGUAGGCCUCGCCGGAGAACACCCAAGAGCAGCGUCGCCGCCUUUCAUGGAAAACCAGCCCCACCCACUUCGGUGGAGGACAACAAGGGCAAGCUGGUGGCUCUGUUUGACCAAGAACGAGUCUUUUCCAAAGAUGGGUUUCCAAUAGUGCUUGUGGAGACUGAGAGGAGGAGAGAGAGAGUCAGUGAGGAGGAGGGUGGCGGUGCUGACGUGGAGGUGGCGGAAGAGGAGAAGUGGAGGUUUCAGGCGGAGAUGUUGAGGGCAGAGUGCAAUUUGUUGAGGAUGGAGAAGGAGAUUGUGGUGAAGAAGAUGGAGAGGAUCAGAGUUAAAAUGGAGAGGACUCUUAAUUCAGCUGUGCACACUCUUGUUUCUGGGAGAAAAAAGAUUAGUGAAGGAAGGAAUGCAACUAUGGUUUUGGAGGAAGAGAUUCAGCAACUGGUUCAGAAGCUAGAGAAGUUGCAAAGGAAUUUAGGAGCCAAGGGCAUGAAGGUUAGGAAGUCUAGUAACUUGGACAAACAAGCUUGUCUUCUUCAAAGACGGUUAGAGAAGUUUAGAGGAACAUCGGAUGAAAUAUGUGUGAAGGAGAUCCAGGAGAUGGCAGAAGCAAGCUUGUCAAUCAAACCAAGCUAUAGAAGAACUGAUGACAACUUAGUUUCAAGUGGUAAAAGCAAUACCAUGCAGGUGGAGAUUCUGAGAAGGAGAAUGGAGGGGUUGUCAAAUGGGAUGCUAUUAAAGAGGAUGAAGGAGGAGUAUGGUUCAAUGCUUUCUACAGCCAACAACUCUGUUGCCAGUUCUGCCUCCUCGUCCAAGAGAAUCGAAUCCACCGAUUUGUCUUCUUCCUUGGAGAAAGAAUCUCAUGAUGAGAAAGUAUGCUCUGGACGUUGCAAGGCUAUUGUUCGAAGGAUAGUAGAACAAGUACGAGCUGAGACAGAGCAAUGGUCUCAGAUGCAGGAAAUGCUUGGGCAGGUGAGGGAGGAGAUGGAGGAACUGCAGGCCUCUCGAGACUUUUGGGAAGAGCGAGCCCUAGACUCUGAUUAUCACAUCCAGUCCCUGACGUCUACUGUGCAAGAAUGGAGGGAGAAAGCUGUUUCAUCUGAAAGCAAAGCAAGGGGGCUGCAAGAACAAGUAUCAUCACUCCAUGUGGAGCUAAAUAGCUUGAGGAAAGGUGAAAAAACAAAAUUAAAGAAGGAGAAUCGCUCACCUAAUCCCUGGGAUCCGCAGAACGAAAUGGAAAAACGGGUUUUGAUUUGUCACUUGAAGGAAAAUCAUUGUACCAAAGAAUACAGCAGCAAGCAAAGAGAGGCUUUACUUGAGAGUAAGGGAAAACCGGACUCAUGCACCAAUAGAACACCUAUUGCUCCCCAUGCUCUGAAAAUAUCACCAUUUCGAGAUAUUGGAAAUUCCUCAAUGUCAUUGAGGCAACACAGCAGAGCAGUCUUCCCUUUGCAUUGUCCUCUACCUUUCAAAACUUAAGCGCCUGACAUCAGUACCUGGAUUACAUUGGGGCUCGUCAUCCUUCAUAACCAAAUUAACUGUAGGAAGUUUUCCUCUUAUCUAACCUUCUUAACUGUAAU